Molecule: messenger RNA, 1590 nt
Organism: Ipomoea nil (Japanese morning glory)
Lineage: Eukaryota; Viridiplantae; Streptophyta; Magnoliopsida; Solanales; Convolvulaceae
Product: cytochrome P450 CYP736A12-like
Exons: 5
Coding region: 14-1510 (498 amino acids)
Molecular function (GO): heme binding; iron ion binding; monooxygenase activity
Source: RefSeq, a predicted model, not a curated record
AACAAAACUAACCAUGGCAUGGCUUUGGACAACACUUGCUGUGUUUGCAGCUGUGUCUCUCAUUCAUGGCCUUGUAAAGAAGAUGAAAGCCAAGAAAUUACCGCCAGGUCCAAGAGGGCUUCCCAUUUUGGGACACCUUCACUUGAUGAUUGGUAAAAAUAAUCCCCAUCGGCAUUUGAACAAGCUAGCCAAACAAUAUGGUCCUAUAAUGUAUUUGCGAUUUGGGUACGUCGACAAUAUUAUUGUUUCAUCUUCUCAGGCUGCAGAGCUCUUCCUCAAGACUCAUGAUCUUAUUUUUACAAACAGACCACCCAAUGAGGCAGCUAAGUAUAUAUCUUAUGAUCAAAAGAAUUUGAGCUUUAGCCACUACGGUCCUUAUUGGCGCAACAUGCGCAAAUUGUGCUCAUUAGAGUUGCUUAGUAAUCAUAAGAUCAAUUCAUUUCAAGCAGUGAGAAGAGAAGAAUUGUGUUAUCAUAUUGAGUCACUCAAGGAAGCGGCUCUGAAUCAUGUGCCUGUUGAUUUGAGUGCUAAAGUUUCUGAAUUAGCUGCAGAUAUAAGUUGCAGGAUGGUGUUUGGGAAGAAGUACGAGAUUAAGGAUAUUGAUGAGAGGGGUUUUAAAGCUGUGAUUAACGAAGCUACACAGCUAGUAUUUAAGCCAAAUCUUGGAGAUUAUUUUCCUUAUCUUGGAAAGCUUGACCUUCAAGGACUCACUGCACCAACCAAGGCCAUUGCCAAAGUCUUUGAUCGGUUCCUUGAGAGGAUCCUUGAUGACCAUGAACACAGUGGAAGCAGUGGUAAGAAGACAAAGGAUUUUGUAGAUAUCAUGUUGUCCAUCAUGAAGUCUGAAAAAAGUGAAUUUCAGUUCAAUCGUCAACAUAUCAAAUCUGUUUUGUUGGAUAUGCUUGUGGCAUCAAUAGAUUCUUCAGCAACCGUUAUUGAAUGGAUAAUGUCAGAACUAUUGAGACACCCACAUAUAAUGAAGAAUGUUCAACAAGAAUUAGAAAGUAAGGUAGGUUUGGAUCAGAUGGUGGUGGAAUCAGAUUUGGAUGGCUUGAAAUAUUUAGAAAUGGUAAUUAAAGAAUCAUUUAGACUUCAUUCUCCAGGACCGUUACUUAUUCCUCGCGCAGCAAGGGAGGAUUGCAUAGUUGACGGCUUUCACAUACCAAAAAGAGCACGAAUUAUUGUAAAUGUUUGGGCAAUUGGACAUGAUUCAAAUGUUUGGGUUGAUCCUGAUAGAUUCAUUCCAGAGAGGUUUGAAGGGAGCAAUAUAGACUAUAGAGGGUGUAAUUUUGAACUCAUUCCUUUUGGUUCUGGUAGAAGAAGUUGUCCAGAUUUACAACUUGGAAUGGUUGUGGUUCGACUUGUGGUGGCACAGCUAGUAUACUGCUUUGAUUGGGAACUUCCUAAUAGCAUGUCUCCCAAGGAGUUGGACAUGACAGAGGAAUUUGCUCUUGUGACAACUCGUGCUAAGCACUUGGUGACUAUUCCCAACUAUCGGUUAAAUAUUUAAGUGAAUGAGUGUUAGAAUGCUGCUUUCUUUAUAUAUAUAUAAUAAAUAAGUAAAAUACCAAAUUUAUUGUAAUGCUGUCA